This is a messenger RNA of Leucoraja erinaceus (little skate), 3247 nucleotides long. RefSeq lists its product as uncharacterized. Bases 171 to 2465 code for a protein of 764 amino acids. The record is from RefSeq and is a predicted model, not a curated record. The transcript has 25 exons. NCBI's taxonomy places the organism in Eukaryota, Metazoa, Chordata, Chondrichthyes, Rajiformes, Rajidae.
UAUCUCGCUCCCAUUUGAAAGGCGGAGUUUGUGUGUGUUUUUUAAAGUGGAAAACAAGGGCUAGGAAAACGAAACUUAAAGCGCUCGGACGGGGAGGGAGAAGGUACAAGUGAGUUCCGGCUGUGGACACAGGACUCCCGUGCGCUUCCGAGCCCCGCACUGCUCGGCCGAUGGACAGGCAGCCGCUGCUCAGAAACCUUGAAGCCGACCAACCAUGUCAGCCCCUGGAUCCCAAGCUAUUAGCUGUGGCUGCAGCUCAAGCUUACCCCGAAGCUUCAGGAGCCGAGGGAUUUGCCUCCGCUCCGUCAGUUCACCUGCUGGAUAACGUGACUGGAUACGAGGGGACCACAGCAGACGGGGAGAGGUUUGUUCCCCCGCCUGUUUUCUCGGAGGCAGCAGCAAGGAGAGAUGAGCCUCAUCCACAGAGGGCGUGGAGUAUUCCAUCCAUCACUGAGGAGACGGCCAGAGAGGCGUUUAUUCAGUAUGCAUCCAGCGCCUGUUGCUACAGUUCCAAGCCUGCCAAAGAAAUGGUCUUUCUAGAUUUAAAACCGUGUAACGCCUUUAGAUAUCGCCUGGAAAGCUUCACUGAAUCCAGAUCGACUGAGUGGACAUCAAUGCCUUAUAAAGGUCAGUUUGUGGACAGCUGCACUUAUGGGCCCGCCCCCCUUCCCUGGGAUAUUUUAAUGGAAAUACCACAAAUGUUUCAGGACGACAUCAAGAAUGUCCCAGUGCCACACACUUCAUCCAUUAAGGGAUGUCACGCAUGCAUGGCGAUGGGUAAAGUGGCAUGUACCAAAUGCACUGCAACUGGACGGGUGAGAUGCCAUAUUUGCAGCGGUCGUGGAUACAUACUUGAUGACAGAUGCCAUCCCUGCCACGGUACUGGGCUUAGAGGCUGUACUUCGUGUUCCGGAUGUGGUACAAAACCCUGUGAGACAUGUGAACAAAGCGGACAGCUCAUGAUGUACAUCCAGCUAACAGUCAAGUGGAAAAAUAACGUUAAUGAAUACGUUGCUGACCGACAUAUCGGACUUUCUUUAGAACUGUAUAAGAAAAUGACUGGGCAGAACAUCUUUACCGAUGAACAGCCCAUGGUCUGGCCUAUCUUGGCGUUUCCAGAAAUUCAGAUCAGUCAGGCCUCCCACAAGAUCAUCCAGGAGCACCGACAGCAGCUGACAAGAACUUCCCUCAUCAUCCAGCAGCGUCAAACAAUUGAGUUCAUUCCAGUCACUCAGGUAUACUACGAGUGGAAAGGAAAAGAAUACCAUUACUUCACAUGCGGCAUUGACAACAACGUGCAUGCUCCGGACUACCCCGCCAAGUGUUGCUGCACCAUUCUAACAAUGGAGCCACAGCAAACACAACCGUACUAUGGAGCAUCUGGAGAUCUUCCAAUGGUUUCUGCGGGUCAAACUGUACCGCCGGCAAACAUGCUGGAUAAACUGGCUGGCUACGAAUCUAUAGACGCAGGUGGAGAGGAAAGAUAUCUACCUCCCCCGGUUCAACCACCAUACAACGCAGAGGGUAGCCAACCACAGCCUAACCAGCAAUGGAGCAUCCCUUCCAUCAGUGAGGAUGCAGCGAGACGAGCAUUGAUCAAGUACGCAGCCGAACAUGUCACCUACAGCAAACGUCCUGCUGAGGAAAUGGUCUUCAAGGAGCUAAUACCCUACAACAUGUAUCGGUAUCGCCUUCAGAGCUUCACCGAGUCCCGGUCGCCUGAAUGGAAAAGUGAACCUUAUUAUGGUCAGACGAUCGAGAGCUCUGGCUUUGGUGCCCCUCCCCCACCUUGGGAAGUGCCAGUAGAUGUUCCGGAAAUGUUUGAGAAAAAUAAGAAAAGGGUCCAGGUGCCUAAUACUGCAUCUGUCAAGGGGUGCCACAGAUGUAUGGCAAUGGGUAAAAUCCCUUGUGAUAAAUGCCUUCAAACAGGGAGGGUGAAAUGCAGGAUGUGUGAUGGGAAAGGAUCUCUGUUUGGCGAUGACAGCAGAUGCAAUCAUUGUAUGGGUAAUGGGAUAGAAAGUUGUAAAUCGUGCAGUGGAUAUGGGCAGCAGAAGUGCAAUGUGUGUCAAGGCAAAUGUCAAUUGUUUUUCUACAUUCAGUUGACAGUAAAAUGGGAAAACAACAAAUUUGAACAGGUUAUUGAUCAACAGUGUGAUUUUCCCAUUCAGAAACUUAAUAAAGUUACUGGGAAAGAGCUCUUCAGUGAUCAACGUUUUCAGGUGUACCCUAUUGUGGGCUUCCCAGAACCCAGGAUUAACCAGGUCUCCCAGCAGGGGCUCCAGGAGCAUUGGACUCAGUUUGGAAAAACCUCUCGUAUAAUUCAACAGCGCCAUACAGUUGAGCUCAUCCCAGUCACCAAAGUGCAUUUCCAGUGGAAAAACAAAGAGAACAGCUACUUUGUGUUUGGCACCGAAAGUAAAGUGCAUGCUCCAGAGUAUCCUGGCAAGAAAUGCACCAUAAUGUGAAGUCAUUCAUCUGAGAGUCCUCCAGAUGCAAAAACACUGCAAUUGAAAUUAGAUUUGAAAUAAAAGCGAAAGUUGUUGGAAGUACUAGGCAGGGCCGGCCUUAAGACGAUUGGACCGUUGCUCCCAAUUGGGCCCCGCACCUCCUAAGGCCAGCCCUGGCACUAGGCACGGUUGGCAAAGAGAUUGGCCUUUAUUAAGGAAUUACAUUUUUCCUCUUUUCUAGCAAUCUUUCAUUAUUUCACACAUGUAAUUUCAGCAAUUGAAUAUGUAGAAAUUGAAACAAAAAAUAUGGCAGAGAUAGAUAGAUUCUUGAUUCUUAGUAGGGGUGUCAGGUGUUGUGGGGAGAAGGCAGGAGAAUGGGAUUAGGAAGGAGAGGUAGAUUAGCCAUGAUUGAAUUGUGGAGCAGACUUGAUGGGCUGAAUGGCCUAAUUCAGCUCCUAUCACAUGACUUUAUAAUAAACUAUGUACUGAUGGAGGCAGACAAAAAGCAUAUGUUUAGGCGUCAGCUAAAAUAUGUCAUGGGAAUAAGACAAAUAAUCAAACUAACUUGUUUUGAACCAUGUAAACAGCUUUUAAUUUUUAUUGACGUGGGUUAUUCUGUAAUUUUGUUUCCAAUCAAUUGUAUGCCUUAUUAGCUUUAUUUUCAAUAUUCCUUAACCUCACUCUAAAUGCAUGUAGUUCUAUGAUUAAUAGUACAAUCUCUGUAUAAAUUUUCUUCAUUAUUGUUUUUAGUUAUUCAAUGAGCAAGUACCUUUUUUGAUACUAAUCAAUAAAAUAUAUUU